AUGACGUGCGCAUUUCAUUGUCCCACGCUUACGGAAGGAGGAUGCGUAAGAAACACGGGCCGGGACAAGAAAGGGAAUGUAAACAAAUGGGAGGUCGUCAAAGCAUUUGCCACUCUUGGCUACGCCGAAUAUUACAAUUGCCUCGGCCUCAACGCGGACCUCAGCGUUUGCGCUGAGAUGGGCAAAAUCGUUCUGCCUCCCUCCCCCCAACCCCAAGUGAUGACCAUCAACUCGGAAAAAACCAGGAAAGAGCUUGGUGAAGACUCUAAACCUUUUGACAUCACUGCUGGAGACCCAGAGGAGUGCUCCUACACUCCCUGAGAAACAUAUUCAAGAUCUCUACUUCAGCUAUCGGGGCUACAAUGCUCAUAUUAGCACGGCCCAUUACUUGUACUUCUAUCAUUUCCUCAUACAUCAAUUUCCUACCCUUUAAUCAAACGAUGACUUGUAUUUAGCCUAGACACUUUGUCUUUACAUCUGGUAUUGUAACUCAAGGCUUCCUCUAAACAUUACGUUUCUCGUCAAGUUUAUUCGAGCACAAAAAAGA
Puccinia graminis f. sp. tritici CRL 75-36-700-3 is the source of this 547-nucleotide messenger RNA. RefSeq lists its product as uncharacterized. The coding region runs from base 1 to 321 and encodes 106 amino acids. The transcript has 3 exons. NCBI's taxonomy places the organism in Eukaryota, Fungi, Basidiomycota, Pucciniomycetes, Pucciniales, Pucciniaceae. The record is from RefSeq and is a predicted model, not a curated record.